Messenger RNA from Cyprinus carpio (common carp), 1399 nucleotides. RefSeq names its product tumor protein p63 regulated 1 (gene tprg1). Lineage: Eukaryota; Metazoa; Chordata; Actinopteri; Cypriniformes; Cyprinidae. The record is from RefSeq and is a predicted model, not a curated record. Gene Ontology annotation, cellular component: cytoplasm. The coding region runs from base 1 to 633 and encodes 210 amino acids. The transcript has 5 exons.
AUGGACAACACCAAACCUGGAACAUUGAGCCAUGGUAUUGACGAUGUUAAAUCUCUGGUAAAUCCCACAGAAGAUGGUGCUGUCCAGAGUGUCUGGCUCAUGGCUGAAGUUGAUCAUUGGAACAAUGAGAAAGAGCGAUUGGUGCUCAUCACAGAGAACACCCUCCUCAUCUUCAAAUAUGACUUUGUCAUGCUUAACUGUGAGCAGAUUCAGAAGAUUUCACUCAACUUCAUCGACCGUAUCUUCCAUGGUACCUUCUGCUUUCCGCCACAUACCCUCCUGAAGAGAGAAGGUGAGGGUAUUCGGGUGUUUUGGGACAAACUCAGAGAACCAUCUUUCACUUCCCGUUGGAAUCCUUUUUCUGUUGAGUAUCCUUUCACUACAUUCACCUAUCACCCUGUCAAGAGUGCCAAUGAGGAGCUGGGCCGCCUUUGUGAUAUUGAAAACUUCAGGGAGCAGCUGACUUCAGCAGCACAGAAAGCCCACAGCAAGAAUCCUGUACCUGGGAAAGCCAACGGAGUUCUUGUGCUGAAUCAACCUAUCCUAAUCGAAACAUAUGUGGGUCUGAUGUCUGUCAUAGGCAACCAAAACAAGCUGGGCUAUUGCUUAGCACGAGGCAACAUUGGUUUCUGAGGGCACUUUGUGAGUCUUCCAGUGAUGGUUUACACUAAGUAAUUCUCUUAAACCAGCUUAGCAUGUGUAAUUUAUACUUGUCCAUCAAACCUUUUAGUUUCACCUAGUUAUACUGCCCCAAAAUCUUUUUAAAUAACAAUGUCAGUUGGGUCAUUUCCUUUGGGUUGUGUCAUAACAUAGAAAAUAUGUUGUCCCUCCUCCUACGACUUCCUGUGUAGAAAUAUCUCGUUUUUAGUUUUCUGUUCUUUCUCUGCAGGAACUGAUUCAUCGCUAUGUGAUUUGUAAAGUGCCUUUCCUUUCUUUCUGUAUUUAUGCUGAUAUUCUACCCCAUCACAAGACUUCUUACAAGUCAAUUGAUGCAUGAAGGUACACAACUCAUAUUUCUUUGAUGGUUUAGGGUUUAUUAUUACAGUAGAACACAGAGCUGGAUUUUCCCUCAUUUUGUAAUAACUACAUUUACUUAGUCGUCUUGAUUUGUUUCUACAGCAGAAUGCCAAACAUAAAUGCUAAUACAGAAACUUGGUUCAUUAGAGCUGAAUACAUUUUCAUUAAAUACAAUUAGGAAUAAUUCAAACAAAAUUGUGCCUGACGUGUGCUUCAUUUGUCUGAAUAGUCUGCACUAUUUUGAUUUAUUGGGCAUUUCCCUGUGCAUGAAUCAUUAAGGUGGGGCCAGUGUAUUGGCCAUAGUUUACAUGAUGUAGAACAGUCACUGAUUGUGGAUACUUUUCAUUUGUUAUUAAAAAAAUAAAAAUUGUGCAGCAUCUUA